Messenger RNA from Penicillium soppii, 684 nucleotides. RefSeq lists its product as uncharacterized. Bases 1 to 684 code for a protein of 227 amino acids. The record is from RefSeq and is a predicted model, not a curated record. The transcript has 2 exons. Lineage: Eukaryota; Fungi; Ascomycota; Eurotiomycetes; Eurotiales; Aspergillaceae.
AUGUCUCAAAGCGUGUCUCAGUUCAUAUUCUUCCGUGUUAAGUCGUCCGUUAAACCCGAAGAUCCGUCCAGUGAGGAAGGCGAGGCUCUACUGAACGUAUUCUGUUUGACUAAACAGCAAAACGGCCAUCAAGGUUCCGCUUGGGGGCGUGUGGUUGAAGAUACGGACACCAUAGUUUGGGUUGUAGAUUGGUCCGACCCCCGCACUGCAACGGACAAGUCGCUCCUUGAUCGCUUCCUCGCACCUGAUAAUCCACAAGCACCAACAUCAAUCUACGUCACGCUCACCCCACCUAUCUCCACAACCUCAACUCUCACCAAAAACCCAGUCACGGAGCUGUGCUCGCUGCCAUUUGCGAGCACUAUUUCAGCACUGGAGCAGAGACAGCUCGAUACGGAUCUGAUUAACUUCCGUGCCGCGCUGAUGGAGCAGUUGCCGCAGUCAACGGGGCCAUGUUCGUGGGCGAUGGGGUAUAUUGACCGACCAACUAAGCUAGUCCAUGCCAAUAGUCCCAGUGGGCACGCGGUGGUGCAUUUCCUGACUGUUGGCUGGGACAGCGUAGAAGCGCAUAUGAAGGCCAAAGAGAGCACCAAGUUUAGUGAGAGUAUGGCACCUCUCAGGAAGAAGAUGCUAGCGCCUAUUCCUGGGUUGGAGAUGAAACAUGUCAGUUUUCAACAUAUCUAG